Molecule: messenger RNA, 1465 nt
Organism: Engraulis encrasicolus (European anchovy)
Lineage: Eukaryota; Metazoa; Chordata; Actinopteri; Clupeiformes; Engraulidae
Product: testis-specific serine/threonine-protein kinase 1-like
Exons: 2
Coding region: 149-1231 (360 amino acids)
Biological process (GO): intracellular signal transduction; protein phosphorylation
Cellular component (GO): cytoplasm
Molecular function (GO): protein serine/threonine kinase activity; ATP binding
Source: RefSeq, a predicted model, not a curated record
CGUCGGGUAGGCAAGUAGGCCUAAACUUGGUGCGGAGAGCGUCACGUCAAAUAUUGCCCUGCGGGGAAAUUAAUUGAAGCCGUAACAGACAUGUAAUACCAUCACCACAAUCUAAACAUUUUGUCAGGUAAAACGGCGCGCACAAUGCAUGGCAAGUAAAACCCAGCCUGCCCAUCAACGCAGGUGCUCAGCGAUGGACGAGUCUGUGGUUCUGAAGAAGUGCGGCUACGUAUUGGGCAAUGUAUUAGGGGACGGGUCCUAUGGAAAAGUGAAGUCCGCUUAUUCAGAACGUCUAAAGACGAAUGUGGCGGUUAAGAUAAUCAACAGGAAAAAGGCAGCACCCGAUUUCUUGGAAAAAUUCUUGCCAAGAGAACUGGAAAUCCAGGCAGCCCUAAGCCACCCAAGCAUCAUUAAAAUUUUCAAAAUUUUCGAAACGUCAGAUGGAAAAGUAUUCAUCGUCAUGGAGCUCGGCGUGCAGGGAGACUUGCUGGAGUUCGUCAAGAGCAGGGGCGCAUUACCUGAAGAUUUUGCGAGGAAACUUUUCAAACAGCUGACGGCUGCAAUCAAAUACAUGCACGACCAAGACAUCGUGCACCGAGAUCUGAAGUGCGAGAACUUGCUCCUGGACAAAGACUUCAAUUUGAAAGUAUCAGACUUUGGCUUCACAAGGCGCAUUGUCUACGACGACACUGGGAAGAUGGAACUGAGCAAAACAUUUUGUGGAUCUGCAGCCUAUGCUGCCCCUGAGGUCUUACAGGGCAUACCAUACAACCCCAAGAUGUACGACAUCUGGAGCAUGGGCGUGAUCUUGUUUGUCAUGGUCUGCGGCUCCAUGCCCUACGACGACUCCAACAUCAAAAGGAUGCUUCGGAUUCAGAAGGAGCACCGGGUGGACUUCCCUCGAUCGAGGCACGUCCCUGGCGAAUGCAAGGACAUGAUCUACAAGAUCCUGCACCCGGAUGUCAAGCGGAGACUGGACAUCUGCUCCAUCAUGGAGCACCAGUGGCUGGGGAAGCACGGCGAGCACGGCAGACAUCAGGACAGGCCGUCCACGUCCAAGGGAGGCAAACACGAGAAGAAGACGGAGGCAGACGCCGCCUCUACGGCCUCUCCUCCAGCCAAUGCCACUCCAGCCGAUGCCGCUCCUGCCUCUUCCUCAGCCAAGGACCAUGAGAACCAUGAUGGACCUUCCACCUCCACUAAGACCGAUGCUGCUGGCAAUGUGACGUGAUGAUCUGCCUUUGCCAACAGAGGAUGACGGGGAUGAAGGCCCGCCCACUGGAGUUUCAAAUGAGGAAGGCGUCACAUCUGGAAAGAACCACAACAGCCAACAAUCAGCCAAUCAAACAACCAAGAAGACAUAAGCAAACGGACAUCGCAUGACAACGGAUGACUAUCAGUUCUCUACAGAUUUGACAUCAAUACGUUCCUCUACUCAGGAAAAUAAAUGGAUCUCCAGGGUGUA